Molecule: messenger RNA, 1212 nt
Organism: Thyridium curvatum
Lineage: Eukaryota; Fungi; Ascomycota; Sordariomycetes; Thyridiales; Thyridiaceae
Exons: 1
Coding region: 1-1212 (403 amino acids)
Molecular function (GO): protein binding
Source: RefSeq, a predicted model, not a curated record
AUGGAUCCCCGAAUCACCACCCCACAGUCGGCGGUGACCGCCUCCUCCCGCCGCGGCGCUCAUUUUGGCCCGAGAAAUGACGAGGACGGCCCUGACUCGCCGCCUGAAACAACCAUCCCCGGCGCCGCCAAAGACACAGCCGCUAACCCCGGCAUCGCCCGCCUCCCGCCGCUCCGGCCUCCACUCACCUCCUUCCCGCCUUCCUCCCUCCUCCAAUACCACGAUGCGGCCGCCGCCGAGGCCGAGGCCGAGGCUGCUCCGCGUCACCAGGCACAGCAGCAGCAGCAACAACAACAACAACAGUGCAUCCACCACCCGGUCCUCGAGACCGCGGAGCACCAGCACCCGCUCGUCGGCCUGCCCCCGCCGCUCGCCUACCAGCCCAUCCAGCGGCCCCUGACCCUCAACGCCCUGCCGACAGAGAUCCACCUCAACAUCCUCCGCCACAUCGACACCUUUGCCGCCAUCCACAACCUCCGCCAGACCUGCCGCUACUGGCACGCCCUCGGCUCACCGGAGUCGCUGCGCGCCACCAUCGGCUCCCGCCCCGUGCGGUCCCUGCUCCUCUGCACCUGCGCCCGGUGCCACGCCCACGACGCCGACCGCACCGCCACCCUCGCCGCGCUCAAGUCGGACCGGGGCUACCCGCUGAGCGGCCUGUGCGUCACCUGCGCCCGCCGCGCCGCCGACAAGCGCCUCCGCGUCGGCCGCCGCGUCAAGAUGGCCUCGGAGCACAUGCGCUGGGUCUGCCGCUGGUGCGGCUGGGUCAUCGCCGCCGGCGAGGAGGCCCGCCCCCUGGCCGGCAACGCGCCCACGGCCGCCGGCGCCGCCGCCCCGGGCCACCUGCAGUUCCACGCCCGCUGCCGCGGCAAGUACCUCAACGUGCUGCUGCUCUUCUUCAUGCUCGGCUGGGCCCAGCUGGCCGUCGGCAUCGCCGGCGCCGUCAUGGCCUGGAAGCACUGGCGCGGCGUCCAGCUCGUCUUCGCCCCGACCGUCACCUCCUUCGUCCUGCUGUGGGUCUGCGUCGCCGCCAUCCUCUGCCGCAACGACCGCAACCCCAAGUACUGGUUCGGCGUCGCCGUCGAGCUCGUCAUCAUGUGCCUCUGGAUCCCGCCGCUGUACUACGUCGGCAGGGUCUGGGCCACGGAGCCGCCCGAGACGAGACCGCCCGCGACCGUGGCGAGCGAGAUCAUCUUUGGCGUUAACAUGUAG